Messenger RNA from Saccostrea cuccullata (small rock oyster), 715 nucleotides. RefSeq names its product C-type mannose receptor 2-like. The transcript has 6 exons. The record is from RefSeq and is a predicted model, not a curated record. NCBI's taxonomy places the organism in Eukaryota, Metazoa, Mollusca, Bivalvia, Ostreida, Ostreidae. The annotation marks the transcript as partial. Gene Ontology annotation, molecular function: signaling receptor activity.
UGGAUGAUAGUGUCUUUGUUGGUGGGGCUUAUUCAAUUUGAAGAGGUCAGAGUGUGUGCAAUGACUUGCAAACCUGGAUGGUCUAGCUUUGGCGGGAGUUGUUACAAACUGUACACGUCUACAAAAACCUGGACGGAUGCUUUGAAGGCAUGCCAGGCUGAAGACAGUAGCCUGGUGGACAUUGCAUCGAACGAUGAACAAGUAUUUGUGUACGAGCUGUCUAAAGGACUUCAGGCUUGGUUAGGAGGUUCUGAUGCCUCAGUCGAGGGCCAUUGGCUUUGGUACAGCAGUGAUCAGCCCUGGGGGUAUACACACUGGGACCCACGACAACCAGAUGACUAUAGGGGUAACGAAGACUGUCUCCAGUUUUGGAAUGCUGAUUUUUGGGAUGAUUACCAAUGUUCAGGAGCCCCUCCUAUGCCGUACAUAUGUGAACAGAGGGCUGGACUAUCCCUGUGUGAUUCCACCUGGACGUACAACGAUGGACAUUGUUACAAGUUAUUCAAAACACAGAUGAGGUGGUCUAAUGCCAUGGAAACCUGUCAGCAAAACUCGGCCUCAUUGGUCAACAUUGAGACUCCCUCGGAGAUGACGUUUGUGCAUGGUUUGUCAGAGGGAGUGGCUAUUUGGUUGGGUGCCACAGACGGACCACAGGAAGGAAACUGGGCGUGGACAGGAACUAGCGCCAAAUGGAAUUACACCAAUUGGCGAACAG